AUGCCCAUCGCGGAGGUGCAGCCUGACGUUGAUUCCCAGCCGCAGCCUAAGGAGCAGCAGCAGCAAGCGAGCACAGAGACUGGCAAAAAGAGCAAGGGCAGUUCGUAUUACUACUGGCAUGGACACGAAAAGGAGCGCGCCAAAAUGGGGGAUGUGGCGCCAUUGCCAAAACCACAGCUGGUGAAGAAGUCCGAUGAGAUAGCCCCCAUUGCGGGCGCUGUGAUGCACCCUAUCACGAAAUACAGCUGGAGCGACAUGGAAAACACUGUGACCGUCUACGUGGAUACAUUGUUUGAGGGGAAGGAGUCUAUGGCGCCCAACACGCUUCAGGUGGAGUUCAAGAAGCGAAAGCUAACGGUAUCCUACGUGGCAAAUGUUGAGACGUCCAAGGCGAGCGUAGUGCAGCGCACGAAGCAGCUGGUGCUCCACCUGUCCAAGACCAUCAAGGCGGAAGAGAGCAGCUACAGGGUAAAGGACACGAAUGGGCAGGUUGUGUUGCGGCUCCGGAAGGAGGAGGCGUCGGCGUGGUACGAUCUGGUGGACAAGAACGCCAACUUGGUUGACGAUGACUCUGCUGACGAGGAGCAGCCGAACCCUAUGGAGAAAGAUGACGACCUUGAGUGA
This is a messenger RNA of Trypanosoma grayi, 624 nucleotides long. RefSeq lists its product as hypothetical. The transcript has a single exon. The coding region runs from base 1 to 624 and encodes 207 amino acids. Lineage: Eukaryota; Euglenozoa; Kinetoplastea; Trypanosomatida; Trypanosomatidae. Gene Ontology annotation, cellular component: nucleus. The record is from RefSeq and is a predicted model, not a curated record.